AUGCGUAUUGCUAUUGUGUCAUCCCUAGUGGCAUUUACUGCCACUGCUGCAGGUUUAUAUGUUACUUCUCCUGCUAAGGGUGAGAAGAUCAACUGGGAUCAGCCUGUCACUAUAAAAUGGAAAUAUGUUCAAACCGAUCCUGCCACAUUUUCCAUUUACCUGGUGAAUCAGAAUGUCUAUCCAAACACGGAAACCCUUGUCGCCUCCGACGUGGAUUCCUCAAAAGGCUCCUACACAAUCAAAGGCAAUGAUAAGGAUUUGAAGGGGACCGACACUGGUGGUGGCUAUCAAAUCAAUUUUAUCUCUGAUGCCGACAAUGGCAUUCUUGCUCAGUCUCAGCAGUUUAAAGUGACUGACCAAAAAGUUGCAUCUGCUUCAGACUCUAGCUCUGGUAAGGAGUCCAGCACUGCUAGUGAAUCUAUGUCUACUUCUGCUUCGACAUCCAUGCUUUCUACUUCCACUUCAGCGUCAACCACUGCCAGUACUUCUUCGACUUCUGCUUCUUCUACUCCUUCUUCGACUGCUUCUUCUACUUCUGCGACUACUACUCACACCUCCACCAGUGCGUCUUCCCAUACCACCUCUCAUUCCUCUACUUCUUCACCUACUUCAUCUUCUAUGACGGCCUCUUCUACAAGUGCGUCUACCACCCCUUCUCCCACUCCUUCAUCUUCCACUCUUAUUACCUCUUCUUCCUUGAGCUCCGUCUCGAGUAGUUUCACUUCCUUAAGCACUUCUGUUAUUAGCUCUUCCUCUACUCGUGCAACGACUCAUUCAUCUACUUCUUCAGCCCUCACGUCUACUUCUACUCCUGCUUCUGCCUCUACCUUUUCUUCUCAUACCAAGACCAAAACCAAAACUCUUUCUUCUACUUCUCGUUCCACAAGCACCAGUACUCCGGAGACUUCUUCGACUACGUCUUCUUCGACAACAAAGUCGACCGUCAGCACAACCACCACCAAGCAUACCAAGACCAUGGAAUCUACCUCCACCGCAGCAGCUUCCACCACCUCCAAUGCGGCCGGAGUGCUGAUGCCCCCCAACCAAGCCGGCAGUUUGCUUCUGGGUCUCGUUGCCCUUGCUCUUUAA
This is a messenger RNA of Penicillium macrosclerotiorum, 1089 nucleotides long. Its product is annotated as GPI anchored serine-threonine rich family protein. Lineage: Eukaryota; Fungi; Ascomycota; Eurotiomycetes; Eurotiales; Aspergillaceae. The record is from RefSeq and is a predicted model, not a curated record. Bases 1 to 1089 code for a protein of 362 amino acids. The transcript is spliced from 5 exons.